This is a messenger RNA of Purpureocillium lilacinum, 165 nucleotides long. The record is from RefSeq and is a predicted model, not a curated record. NCBI's taxonomy places the organism in Eukaryota, Fungi, Ascomycota, Sordariomycetes, Hypocreales, Ophiocordycipitaceae.
AUGUUCACAGCUGGCUUGGGUGGGGGCUGGCUGCUAUGGACUGCCAGGCAAUCCGCCGCUACACGUUGUAGCGAGACUGGAUAUUACCAUCGAACUCACGCAAAGAUUAUGCUGCUCAGUCAUAGCGAAUUGAUCUCGGAUGUGCUUGCCCUAGGCUGCCCCUGA